Molecule: messenger RNA, 1143 nt
Organism: Helianthus annuus (common sunflower)
Lineage: Eukaryota; Viridiplantae; Streptophyta; Magnoliopsida; Asterales; Asteraceae
Exons: 1
Coding region: 1-1143 (380 amino acids)
Biological process (GO): base-excision repair
Cellular component (GO): nucleus
Molecular function (GO): phosphoric diester hydrolase activity; DNA-(apurinic or apyrimidinic site) endonuclease activity; double-stranded DNA 3'-5' DNA exonuclease activity
Source: RefSeq, a predicted model, not a curated record
AUGAAUUUCCUAUCUAUUAAUGCGCGAGGGAUUGGGGGGCCGGUUAAGGAAGGAUGGAUCAAGGGUUUAAAGCUUAAAAAUAAAGUGGAUUUCCUUAUGAUUCAAGAAACGAAACUUUCGGAUCUCUCAAAGUUAAAUGUUAUGAAAUUUUGGGGGAAUCAAGAUUAUGGUACUGAAGUUGUCGAGGCAACGGGUUUGUCUGGGGGCUUAUUGUGUAUUUGGGAUAUUGGGAUCUUCGAGAUUUCAGGUCAUGUGAAGAACAGGAAUUUUCUUAUGGUGAAUCGGACUAUUAAAGGUUCUCAACUGAAGAUUAACAUUAUAAAUGUUUACGCUCCCCAGAGAACGGCGGAUAAAUUGUGCUUGUGGAAUAAGAUUAGAGAAGUGAUGAAUGGGGUCGAUGGUAUGUGGGUUAUCGCUGGAGAUUUUAAUGCUGUCCGAAGCCAAGACGAACGAAAAAAUUCUAGCUUUAAAAAUGUUUGUGCCAGGAACUUUAACGAAUUUAUUUUUGAAGAGAACCUCAUGGAAUACGACCUAAAGGGCAGGAAAUUCACGUGUAUAAGGGAUAAUGGUAGGAAGAUGAGUAAGAUUGACCGGUUUCUCGUGUGCCAGAAUUUUUUUAAUCACUGGCUGGACGCAUGUCUGAGAGGUAUGUCGUUCUCCCACUCCGAUCAUUGCCCCUUGUUACUUACAGUAAAUAGGAAGAAUUUCGGAGCAAAACCAUUCAGAGUUUACAACUCUUGGAUGGGGAUGAGCGGGUUCCGUGAGGUGGUGGAAAUGGCUGCCAACUUACAGGAUGAUGGAAAUUAUCAACCUGACAUUAAACUGAUGAGGAAAUUCCAUAAGAUUAGAGAUGCUAUUAAGGAAUGGAGAUUAGAGGUAUCUAAAAAGGAGGAGGAGGCGGUGUUAAAAGCGAAAGAAGAAUUAGAGGAUUUGGAGAAAAUUAUGGAGGAGCGGGAUCUUAGUGAUGUAGAGGAAUGGGAGUUAGUGGAAAACAAAAAUGUGAUGAUGAAUUUCGAAUUCAAUAAAUGUGACGACAUGAAGCAGAAAUCUAGGAUAAAGUGGGCGAUCGAAGGCGACGAGAAUACUAAAUUUUGCAUUCUCAUGUCAACAUUAGGCGGGCUUCCAACCAGAUUCCGGGUCUAA